UAAUUAUAACAAUAAUAAUAAUAAUAAUAAUAACAACAACAAUAAUAAUAAUAUAAUCAACAACAAUAGUAAUUUCAAUAACAAUAAUAAUAUCAAUACAACCACAAUAAAUACAAAUAAAACUACCACAACCACCACAACUACAACUACAACUACAAUUGACAAAAUUAAUAAUAAAUAUUCAGAAUCAAAAACAAGCGCACCAUCAACAUUAAAAAGGAAAUUAUCUGAAUUAGAUGAUUUAAAAGAUAAUCCAAGAGAUAAAAAAAAAUUAAAAAUUGAUCAUUCUAGUAACGAAAUCGAUAUACAACCAACCAGUUACUCAAAAAAUAGUUCGACAGAAGUUAAUGUAAAUAAAAAAGAAGAAAAGAAAGAAUAUACUGGUAAUAAUAUAAUUAUUCAAAACGACUUUGAAAUUUUUUUAGUUAAUUUCGAAUCAGUAAAAAUUGAUGUUAUCCAAGAAUUAAAGUUGGAUAAUAAUAGAAAAAAAAUAUUUUCCAUUAACUUAUUAGACCAUUAUAUCUCAGAUGAUGGUUUAUUAAAAAAAUUGGCCUGUGGUCAAAAGGAUUGUAUUUUAUUCAAUUUAUUAGAUUUUUUAUUUACCUCUGGAAAUCAAAGUUAUACUGGCCUUGCUAAAAAUAAAGCUUGCGCAUUAUUCUCAAAAAUUAUUAUCAAAGAAUGGUUCAACGAAGAAUCAUUAGAAUACAUUGAAAAGUGGAUAACUUCACUUUACAAUGUUUUGUUAGAUCCAAAGAAAUCAUCAAUUAAUAACAUAGUGUGGGUUGUAAAAAUUUUUGGCCAUUUCGAUAGAAUUAAAUAUGAAAAUGGUUUUAAUUCAUUAAAUAGUAGAAUACAAAUGGCAAUCGAUAGCAUUUUUAAUAUUUCAAUAGAGGUUCUUAAUUAUUUUAGUAAUUCAAGAAAAGAACAUUCAAAGAGUCCACAAAAUUCAUCUAAUAAAACUCUUAUAAAUGAAAUAGUAGACACAAUCUUUUCAUUAUUUGGUUUAGUUAGUGGUCCAAUUCGUUCAAAAAAUUUACAAAUGGUUUUAAAUCUCUUUAACAGAGUAAAUUCUCCAAAAUCUUUUGAAGUCAAGAAGUUUUUGGUUAAUUUAAUUCCAUUUUUUGAAUAUAAAGAUUUAGUUAUGGUUUUGGAAUACUUCAAUUUAAGCCAUAAAAAGCUAAUUUCAAGUGGUAACUCUAAUAGUCCAAUUGAUGCUCAAUCGAUUCAAUUAUUCUUUUCCAAUAUUUUAGUAGUUGUUGAAAGAACACAAAGUUGUAGUUAUAAACACCAAGAAUUGGAUAUUAUAUUAAAGCUAGUUCAAGAAUCAAUCAAGUUCUCUGGAAUUCUAUGUUACAUAAAUACCCUUGGUUUUUUUGCAAAUAAGCUCUCCGACUUUACAAAUAUCCAAAACAAAAAAGAAAGAUUUCUCAAGCUCAAUUCAAUAAAAUGUAUUUCAAGUGGUAAUUCUCAUCGUAAUUCAAAUGGUGAUUCAAGUGGUAUUUCACAUCGUAUUUCAAAAGUUGGUUCAAGUAACCGGUCAAGUAGUGGUUCACGUGGAAGCGUACAUCGUAAUUUAACAGUUGGUUCAAAUAAUCGGUCAAUUGGUAGGUCAAGUAGUUCAAAUAGUAGUUCAAUUGGUGGGUCAAGUAGUUCAAAUAGUAGUAAAACUUUAAAAAGUCUUCAAUAUUAUAACCUGUUUUAUCAAGUGUUAAUCAAACAGAGCCUGAUUCGAGAAGUUUAUGAUAUUGGUAGCUCAGAAUCAGUUUCAUCAAGUGUAGAAACCAUUGUAUCAAGUAGUGCUUAA
Molecule: messenger RNA, 1804 nt
Organism: Dictyostelium purpureum
Lineage: Eukaryota; Evosea; Eumycetozoa; Dictyosteliales; Dictyosteliaceae
Exons: 4
Source: RefSeq, a predicted model, not a curated record